Molecule: messenger RNA, 624 nt
Organism: Melozone crissalis (California towhee)
Lineage: Eukaryota; Metazoa; Chordata; Aves; Passeriformes; Passerellidae
Product: HAUS augmin-like complex subunit 5
Exons: 7
Coding region: 1-624 (207 amino acids)
Biological process (GO): centrosome cycle; spindle assembly
Cellular component (GO): HAUS complex; centrosome
Source: RefSeq, a predicted model, not a curated record
AUGCCCUGCGGCACUACACCCCAUCACUGCAUGCCCCGCCCCUCCCGCACUACAACUCCCGUGCUGGCCCGCGGCGCUUUUCCCGCGGUUUUUCGCUCUCCUCAGCGCCCCCUGGCCAUGAUGGCGGAGGCGCUGGAGCGGUGGCUCUGGGAGGAGAUGGAGCUGCCGCCCUCCGCCAUCCCCUCCCCGGCCGCGCUCCGCAGGCUCUGCUCCGGCCCCGCAGCCCCCAUUUGGGAUUACGUCACCCGCCACGUCCGGAACCAGCGGAACGUGAAGAAGAUCCGAGGAAAUCUGCGCUUGUACGGGCACCUGCAGGAGCUGGAGGCCGCUCCAGCUCGGCCGGGCCAGCAGGGGGCGCUGCGCGCGGCCGUGGAGCGGCUCCGGAAGGAGGUGCGGGACCUGGGGGACGCCAUUGCGGACGCACAGGAAACGGCGCAGCGCCUCGACGCCUUGCUGGAGGAGGCGCAGAGCCGGCGGUGGGCGGAGCUUCAGCGAGGGGCGGAGCUUCGGCUGCUGGGGGUGGAGCUUCAGCGAGAGGCGGAGCUUCAGCGAGGGGCGGAGUCGGGCCCGGCUGGGCUGCGGGACGGCCACGAGGAGGCGCUGAGGGCAAUCCAUAAAAGGUAA